AUGUCGGACGGAUACUCGUCUUCCAAACGAGCUGAAGAUAUAUUAAAUGGUUUCAAAUUACACUGGAUGAAUUUACGAGACGCAGAUUCGGGUCGAAUUCUAUGGCAAUCAUCAGAAAAUUUGUCAACACCUGGUGUUGAACACGAAGCACGUGUUCCAAAACGCAUUUUGAAAUGUCGGGCAGUUUCACAACAACGAGUUUUUUUUCGAGGCACAGUUAUUGAAGAAUGGGCAUUUACAUUCGGUUUUGUUAUUCCUGGUUCUACUAAUACUUGGCAGUCAUUGAUUGAAGCCGCACCAGAAAGUCAAAUGAUCCCGGCGAAUUUGCUAAAUGGAAACGUUGUUAUUGAAACGAAAUUUUUCGAUGGUGACCUUGAAGUAUCAACAUCUCGUGUUCGAUUACUCUAUGUGUAA
Messenger RNA from Adineta ricciae, 414 nucleotides. The record is from the annotation of a GenBank genome assembly. Lineage: Eukaryota; Metazoa; Rotifera; Eurotatoria; Adinetida; Adinetidae.